UUCAUUUGUGGUCUAUGCCUUGUACUAGGUCAAAUUAUUCGGUUAGUUGGUGCUGUCUGAAUGUUAAUGUGGGAUAAAUUCACUCUCUGAUUUGGUGAGAUUUGGCGCGUCUUGUGUGAGGACUUACAAAGUAAGCCGACGUAAAAACACAAUCAGUGGCAAAGUCUUGGUUUGAUGUAGCUUGAAGGUAGAGAAAUGGACCAAGAUGACCGCUCUCCACUCAAGCACUUUGUACUGGCCAAAAAGAAGAUAUGUGAAGUUUUUGAGCAGCUGCUUAGCUACGUUGAAGAGGGCUCAAAGUUUGUAAAUGAUACAUGUCGAAAUGAAUCGUUGGAGCAGAUUGCAAAGAGGACUCAGCUGACGGAGAUAGAAGCAUACACUAACAAACUGGAGGUCAUCAAAGAGGUGCUUGCUCGCAGGCAUAUGAAAGUGGCCUUCUUUGGCAGAACAAGCAAUGGCAAAAGCACAGUUAUCAAUGCCAUGCUGCGGGACCGAGUGCUUCCCAGUGGUAUUGGGCACACAACCAACUGCUUUCUCAGCGUUGAAGGCACAGAUGACGACAAGGCUUUUCUGAAGACAGACGGAUCAGAGGAGGAGAAGAGCAUUAAGACAGUCAAUCAGCUGGCCCAUGCACUGCAUAUGGAUGAGAGCCUCGAUGCUGGCUGUCUGGUCAAGGUUUUUUGGCCCAAGACAAAGUGUGCCCUAUUGAGAGAUGACCUUGUUCUCAUGGACAGCCCUGGCACUGAUGUUACUACGGAGCUGGACAGCUGGAUCGACAAGUUCUGUCUGGAUGCAGAUGUGUUUGUGCUGGUGGCCAACUCAGAAUCCACACUAAUGAACACGGAGAAGCACUUCUUCCAUAAAGUGAACGAGCGUCUCUCGAAGCCCAACAUCUUCAUCCUGAAUAACCGCUGGGAUGCUUCAGCCUCUGAACCGGAAUACAUGGAGGAUGUACGUAAGCAGCACACAGACCGCUGUGUGCACUUCCUGGUGGAGGAGCUGAAGGUGGUGGAGCAUGAGCAGGCGUCAAACCGCAUCUUCUUCGUCUCAGCUAAAGAGGUGCUGAACUCCAGAAUGCAGCGGGCCCAGGGUAUGCCAGAGACCGGUGGAGCUUUAGCAGACGGCUUCCAGGAGAGGCUGAAGGAGUUCCAGAAUUUUGAGAGGACGUUUGAGGAGUGUAUCUCGCAGUCAGCAGUGAAAACAAAGUUUGAGCAGCACACAAUCAGGGCAAAGCAGAUUAUUGAAAAUGUCAAAGGCAUCAUGGAUCAAAUCCACAUCGCAGCCUCUAAGAAGAGGGUGGCAUCUAUGGAAGAGCGAGAUUCUCUGAUGGACCAUCUGGAGUUCGUCCGCAAUCAGCUCAACUUCCUCAUUCAGGACAUCAAGAAGAAAAUCAAGAUUGUGACAAAGGAGGUGGAGAACCAAGUGUCUAAUGCCAUGGCAGAGGAGAUCUGUCGACUCUCUGUGCUCAUAGAUGAGUUUUGCUCAGACUUCCACCCAUCCCCCCACGUGCUCAAGAGAUACAAAUCGGAACUGCUCAGUCAUGUGGAGAAAGGCAUGGGGAAGAACCUGGCCUUCCGCUGCUCCGACGCGGUCAACGCUUCAGUGCAGGCCUCUCAGAAAGACAUGAUUGAGUGUUUGCAGCCUCUGCUGCCCCCUGCUGUUCAGAGCCAGAUCCACAUGCUGAUUCCCAACAAGCAGUUCAACCUCAGCUAUGACCUGAACUGCGCCGUGCUCUGCGCUGAUUUCCAGGAGAACAUUGAGUUUCAGUUCUCUCUAGGCUGGACGGCCCUGGUCAGCCGCUUCCUCGGCCCAGCUAAUGCCAAACGGGCCCUUGCACUGGUAGACCAGAACUUAAAGCUCCCACGGUCCGUGGCCACCACCCCAGCUGGUGGCACCAUGGUCCAGGCUCUGCCCCCUCAAGCCCCUGGCACCCCAGGCCAGCCACAGGGGGUGAUGACCCAAGAGGAGUUCAUGGUGUCCAUGGCUACCAAUUUUGCCUCAAUCACGUCACGCACCUCCAUGGGCGUGGUCAUCAUUGGAGGGGUGGUGUGGAGGACGAUAGGCUGGAGAGUCAUCGCUUUGUCGGUGAGUCUUUACGGCUUGCUCUACCUGUACGAGAAGCUCACCUGGACCACCAAGGCCAAGGAGAGGGCUCUGAAGAAGCAGUUUGUGGAUUAUGCUACUGAGAAACUCCACAUGAUCAUCAGUUUCACCAGCUCAAACUGCAGCCACCAGGUCCAGCAGGAGAUGGCCACCAACUUUGCCCGGCUGUGCCAGCAGGUGGACGUGACCCAGCUCGAGCUGGAGCGUGACAUCAGUCGGCUGACCACGAAGAUCCAGCAGUUGGAGGCUGUUCAGAGUUGCUCAAAAGCACUCAGAUACAAAGCCACGGAUCUGGAGACGCAACUGGAGAGCUUCACCAGCCAGUAUCUCCAGCCACAACUCUGAACUGUGGUCCUAUUCACACCAGCAGCUCCUCGGUUACAGCGAUUGUCCUGGCCCCGUGGGAGACGAAGUUCAGGUUGAUUUAAUUGAGUCCACUACGGGGCGCUCACAGGAGACAUGUGGAUAGCUGCACGAGCACUUUAAAGAGGGAUGGCUAAAGAGGGUUGAAAAACAGUUAAGACACAGUUAAACUGUUUAAAUCUAAACGGUUGGUUUUAGAUUUGCUUAUAAUGAAUUAUUUUAGUUAAAUUUGGUUGUGGUGUUUAAGUUAAAUCUGUCAUGAUAUGGUAUUCAGUUACAAAUAACGUAUGAUGGUACUACUGUACACAAAAAUGGCAAAUGAAGUCUUCACGUAGGAGUGGAACGCUGCUAGACAGUUGACUACAUGACACUUGUUCACAAACUAACUAUAAACUGCAUUUAUAGAGAACAAAGCCAAACUACUUUUGUUCAUAUCCAGCUGACAUGAAAUUUGUCUUUUUCAAGCCUUGUUUUAUAAAAAAGCAAAAGCUCAACCAAGUUCAGAAAGUGUUCUCACUAAGGAACUGUAUUUUGUAGCUAGCCUUUCGAUCACAAUUCAUGUUUUCUAUAUAUUGGAAACCUUUCUAUGAUUCUGAACCAUUGUAAAAACUUUCUUCGACAUGUCUUUGUUUAAAAAAUAAAUAAAUUAAAUGCCUCAUCACUCAGUUUUACAAAAGAAAAUGCAAAUAAAUAUUACAUGGUUACAUUGAUGCAUAUUAA
Messenger RNA from Electrophorus electricus (electric eel), 3186 nucleotides. It is a transcript of the gene mfn1b, whose product is annotated as mitofusin 1b. NCBI's taxonomy places the organism in Eukaryota, Metazoa, Chordata, Actinopteri, Gymnotiformes, Gymnotidae. Gene Ontology annotation, biological process: mitochondrial fusion; mitochondrion localization. Gene Ontology annotation, molecular function: GTPase activity; GTP binding. Gene Ontology annotation, cellular component: mitochondrial outer membrane. The record is from RefSeq and is a predicted model, not a curated record.